This is a messenger RNA of Syngnathus typhle (broad-nosed pipefish), 3908 nucleotides long. RefSeq names its product transcriptional enhancer factor TEF-5-like. Gene Ontology annotation, molecular function: DNA-binding transcription factor activity, RNA polymerase II-specific; RNA polymerase II cis-regulatory region sequence-specific DNA binding. The record is from RefSeq and is a predicted model, not a curated record. Bases 518 to 1741 code for a protein of 407 amino acids. NCBI's taxonomy places the organism in Eukaryota, Metazoa, Chordata, Actinopteri, Syngnathiformes, Syngnathidae. Gene Ontology annotation, cellular component: transcription regulator complex. Gene Ontology annotation, biological process: embryonic organ development; hippo signaling; regulation of transcription by RNA polymerase II. The transcript is spliced from 16 exons.
CCUCCCUCCCUCCCCCCUUCGCUUUCCAGUGUAGUGCGUUGAUUUCAUACCAAAGUCAUACUUAACAUUCCACAUAUACUGUCAAACCUCCGGAGAAAAUAUUGGGGCGCAGAAAUUGGCCCCAAAAGUCGCAUCUUGAGCAAGUUUGUGUUGCGGGAAGGACGAAUUGGAGCAAGCGGUUCUACCCGACAAGCACAGCAGAACCGUUUUGGAGCGAUUUUGGAGUCGACUGCUUGAGUCUGGUUCGGAACUCUGCAUUUGCUGAGCUCUUCUAUCGAUCCUUUCGUAUUGGGGCUCGGGGUCGGGCCCAGGGGGAGCCGCCACCAUUGCGUCUCACGAUUGGAGUGCCAACGGAAGCCCAGAAGAUGGGCUGGACGGCGGGGACAACGAGGACAAAGCCAUCGACGGCGACGCCGAGGGCGUUUGGAGCCCGGAUAUCGAGCAGAGUUUUCAGGAGGCCCUCGCCAUCUACCCUCCUUGCGGCCGGAGGAAAAUCAUCCUGUCGGACGAGGGCAAGAUGUACGGACGCAAUGAAUUGAUAGCGCGCUACAUCAAACUGAGGACGGGGAAGACUCGCACAAGAAAACAGGUGUCUAGUCACAUACAGGUGUUAGCACGGAAGAAAGUUCGUGAAUACCAGGCGGGUAUCAAGGUUUCUAGCCACUUGCAGGUUCUCGCCCGGAGAAAAUCUCGCGAGAUCCAGUCAAAGCUAAAGGCGAUGAAUUUGGAUCAGGCGUCCAAAGACAAAGCCUUGCAGAACAUGGCGGCGCUGUCGUCGGCGCAGAUCGUCUCGCCGAGCAUGAUCAAGAAUCAUCUUCCACCAAUGCCCCCCGCCCCCUACCAGCCAAGCAGAUUCUGGCCUUCGGCAAUUCCGGGACAGCCUGGACCCUCUCAGGAGCUGGUUCUAGAUCUCAACCCGGGAAGGACUCCUGGGCUUGGUCGCACCAGCCAUGCUAUCAAACCUUUUGCACAGUCCCCCUACCCAAGCCUAUCGGGUCCUGUACCGCAGUCCAUACCAAGUUACGAGCCCUUGGCGCCGCCUCCCCCGCCCACGGCCACAGCGGUGCCAGUGUGGCAGGACCGGACCAUUGCAUCGUCAAAGCUGCGCAUGUUGGAAUAUUCCGCCUUCAUGGAAGUCCAAAGGGACCCAGACACUUACAGCAAACACCUGUUUGUCCAUAUAGGACAGACCAACCCCUCCUACAGCGACCCACUCCUCGAGGCUGUGGACAUCCGGCAGAUCUACGAUAAGUUCCCUGAGAAGAAGGGCGGUCUCAAGGAGCUUUACGAGAAAGGCCCUCAGAACGCAUUUUUCCUAGUUAAAUUUUGGGCCGACCUGAACAGCAGCGGCAUGCAGGACGGCCCCGGUUCUUUCUACGGGGUCACCAGCCAGUACAGCAGCUCCGAGAACAUGACCAUCACCGUUUCAACCAAAGUCUGCUCCUUUGGGAAGCAGGUGGUGGAAAAGGUCGAGACGGAGUACGCCCGCCUGGAGGGGGGCAAGUGCGUUUACAGGAUCCACCGCUCCCCCAUGUGCGAGUACAUGAUCAACUUCAUCCACAAGCUCAAACACUUGCCUGAAAAGUACAUGAUGAACAGUGUUCUUGAAAACUUCACCAUCCUACAGGUGGUAACAAACCGCGACACCCAGGAGACGUUGCUGUGCAUCGCGUUCGUGUUCGAGGUGUCCACGAGCGAACACGGCGCUCAGUACCACGUCUACCGACUUGUGAAGGACUAAGCAAAAAAGAAAAAAAAAAAAGUGAAAACAUCCCCCUGCUCCCCCUUUUCAACCAGCAAAACCACAAACAACGCUAGAGAACUAACACACACACACACAUAAGGAAUAAAAACACAAUCACGCACGUGCAUUUGUCAGACCAGUAGCUUGUGUUUCAAAAGUUUUAGGUGAAGUGGAGGUACGCCACAGAGCUUGAGGAAAUGAGAAGGUGCCAAAUGACAAGAUCACUCGGAGCAAGAGAAGAAGAUAGAACUGGACCGAAGAGGAAGUGUUGCAGUAGAUUUUGUUAGGAAAGAAAAGUGCCUUUUUUUCUCCAAAGAUUGCCUGCCACUUUGAAUUGCCUUUUGUACUACCUCUUUUUUUUUUCUUUUUCAAGUGACAGAUCAACAUAGGGCAAGUUCAAUCGGAAAUAAGCCCUACAGCCCUUUCACACCUUAUUCUGGUACUCUGUCCGUUUUUUUUUUCAUCUUGUCUUAAGCGGGGUACACACGUAUUCAUUUUUAAUAUCUGAACCCAUUUUUAAAUGUGAGAAACUCCAUCACGUGAGUUCUUGGUGCUUUUAGUGUGUGGCACAGCUUGAAAUCAACAAUCGCAAAUCUCUUUCCAAGAUGUCGGUCAUAGUAAUAUGACUGACCUGUGGGGGCAGCAUGUUGCCACAGAAAAAAGAAGAGUUGGAGAAACCUUAGGGAUUUUCAUAAAUAUUGAAUAAAUUGUUUGUGAUUCGAACUAUUGAACACGUUUAGUAUUUAUAAUCUGAGACGUCUGGGCCUUUGACUUUGAUCGGACAGGGGGGGUUCUUGAAUUUGGCCUAUUGUUGAUAUGUAUGUACCUCGCUUCAUUGGUUUCACAUCACAGUCACUAAAUCGGUGAAGUCAGACACAAGGAUUUGCAAUCGUAAUUAUUGAGCAUAAGAAUGUAAAUAUUGGACAGGAUUAACAUUUGUUUGUCAGCCCAAGCCAUCUUCCGAUAACAAAACACACCCUACAGCACAAGACCGUGACUCAGGUUAAUCUUUUUCCAGACACCUGACAAUCAGGCCUCUGCUGACUUUGAUUGGAAAAGGCGCAAUCAUGCUAAUCAUCUGUAUGCGUGUAUCCAAAGAAACUAUUUUGAGACUCUGCAGAUACUUUUACUAUCGCUUCUUUUACAUAAGGCCAAUCGUUCCAAGACCUUAUCGGAAGAUUUGUGCUCACUCGGUCGGCUGCACUGAGUCGACCGGGUCAGUCAGUGGCUGUGGUGUGAGGCCCAAAGAGACAAAAGGACAGCAGUGUUUUAUUUUUCUGCCUUGAUGUUUGUAUAUGUAGCCUAAAGUGAAAACUACAUUGUUUGUGUACUGUGAGUCAAGUGGAUCCUAAAGGAAUAUGUGUUACAUUGGAGUAUUUUUAUUUUAAGGAGGGGAGGGAACGGACUUUUCUUUGUGAUCAAGUGACCCAGCGCAGAGAGGAAGGAGCAGAUUGAAAUCCCGGUUUCUUUUGUUUAAGAAAGAAAUUGCAUGCUGUGAAGUCUUCACUUCUAUGCAGAGAAGCUUCAAUUGUUCGCUAUAUUGACAUCCGAGUCGAAACGGUUGCCUCUGUGCUGCAUGGAAUGUGAUCAUUGAUUGUUAUUUAUAGGGUUGGAAAGCAGAUAUUAAUAAUAAGGGGAGGGUGGGUACACUACGUAUUGAUUAUUUCUCCAUUGAUUUGGAGAAGCAUCUGUUUGUGUGACUCACUGGAGAUUUUUUUUUUCUUUUUCUUGCCGUAAAAUUGGACACAUUUUGACAAAAGUUCCUGCCUGGCUUUGAACGUCGUAUUUUACAACUCAGACAAACAAAAUAACGCUUUUCUUUGCUUAUCGUACGUUUUGUACCGUUUUCAUGCCAUUACCAACAUUUGUCCUUGUUUUGAUUCUGUCGACUUUUUGACUGUGAGGGUUUUGCCUCACUGAAAAAUAAUGUGUGAUUGUGCUGAUAUUGAUAAUUAAUAAGAUAUCUAAUGUAUCAUAUUCUGAAUGGUGUGGGAAGGUGUUUUAUUGUUUUUGUUGUUUUUGGUUUAAGGUGGUUUACUAUUGUUUUUGCCACAAUUGUGAAUUGCAAUUUUAUACUUCCAAAUAGAGGUUGGACUAUGUAAUCAAACCAAUGUAUCAAACAAUAAAAGACACAUGGUGCCUUUGGGGGCCAUUCUCCCCAUGA